AAUUGUAAGGCGAAGCUGCCCACCCACUACGACUCAUUUCACACUCCUACCUACCCACGCUAUCUAGCUAGCCUUUUCUCACCAAACAUCCUUCAUCCCAUAACUGAUCCUGACUCCUAACUUCCUCUCUCACACCUCUCCGAUCAGCAUUAAACUUUGACUGCUGAUGACAUCGUUUUGAUCAUUUAAGGGUAGAAACAGAAGCAGUGGCACUGAAUUCAUCGUACAGUGAGGAGGCCAGAGAAGAAAUGGAGAAGCAGAGUCCAGCAGGAUCGUCCAAGACUGGGUUUUUGGAUGCUCCGCUUAACGCCAUCGGAUUCGAGAUUGGAGAUUUAACCCCACAGAAAGUUACCGGUCGUCUUCAAGUUACCGAAACUUGCUGUCAGCCAUUCAAGGUGCUGCAUGGAGGGGUAUCGGCUCUGAUAGCCGAGGGACUGGCAAGCAUAGGCGCCCACUUGGCUUCGGGUUUCCAGAGAGUGGCUGGAAUUCAUCUCAGCAUCAACCACUUGAAGCGCGCUGAUCUUGGGGAUCUCGUGCUCGUCGAGGCCGCCCCUGUUAAUGCUGGCAAAACCAUCCAGGUGUGGGAGGUGCAGUUCUGGAAGGUUGAUCCUUCGAAUUCACAGAACAAAUCUUUGGUAGCAUCGUCUAGGGUUACCCUUCUAUGUAACAUGCCUGUACCGGAGAAUGCAAAAAAUGCAAGUGACGCUCUCAGGAAGUAUGCAAGAUUGUGAACCUAAUUUGCACUAUUUGCAGAGUUUUUAAGAGCAGUCUUCCAUUUUUAUCAAAUGUGUUUCCUUAUCUUUUAUGUCAUGUUUUCUUUUUUCAAUCACUUGUACUUGAAGCGUACUUGAAGCCUAUUUGAGGUAUGUGCAAGAAUAAGAAGUAAGAACUCUGAUCCGGA
Molecule: messenger RNA, 901 nt
Organism: Juglans microcarpa x Juglans regia
Lineage: Eukaryota; Viridiplantae; Streptophyta; Magnoliopsida; Fagales; Juglandaceae
Product: 1,4-dihydroxy-2-naphthoyl-CoA thioesterase 1
Exons: 3
Coding region: 249-731 (160 amino acids)
Biological process (GO): phylloquinone biosynthetic process
Cellular component (GO): peroxisome
Molecular function (GO): 1,4-dihydroxy-2-naphthoyl-CoA thioesterase activity
Source: RefSeq, a predicted model, not a curated record